Microbotryum saponariae is the source of this 2713-nucleotide messenger RNA. The record is from the annotation of a GenBank genome assembly. Lineage: Eukaryota; Fungi; Basidiomycota; Microbotryomycetes; Microbotryales; Microbotryaceae.
AUGAGUCUGCUCAACAGUGUCUUCUACGCCACGACCUUUCCGUUUGAUCAAUUCCGAGUGCCCGAGCCCGCCGGCUCGCAACAUCACCUAACCCCAGACAGUUCCGUUACGCGCACCACCUUCGUCAAACCCAACCCUCGGAGGGCCGAUCGUCGAUCCCUCAAGAACCCCUACGUAUCUACUGAAUUCGAUCCGGCCUCCACCUCUUCAUCCGCUUCCCCCUCAGCUCCGAUCAACAUGGCCGUCCCUAUCGCUCCCUCGAGCACCGUGGCUUUCCGCACCCCGUCGUCGCUGUCGUCGACCCCCACCCCCGCACCCCACUGGAGCAUGCAAGAUAUGCGCAGCAGGCAGGAGCGCUCCUCUUCGAAGAAGAACGGCGGAGGCGAGCUCAAGUCGAUCCGUCGCAUGUUCUCGUCGUUCGGGUUGCAAAACUCGCCUGCGAAACACUCGCGUAUCGCCACGCGCGACAUCUCCGCGCCCUCGUUCAUCGCUUCCCCCGCCACGGCGACGUACGCGGAGGGGACGAUUUCUCUGCAACAGAAGAAAAAAGUUACAAUCGCCGAGCAGGUCAUCUACGCAUCUCGCAAGAUCGUCCAAACUAUCAGGCGUAAACUUUCGAGCAAGACACCCGCGAACGAAUUGCCCAAGACGUGGGAAGAAUACUCAAAGGCGUACGCCAAGGUAAGCUUGAGCUUUCUUACAGCCGGGCGGCGCUCGUGCUGAUACGUCCUCAGCUUCUGAAUCCCAUUAUUUUAUCGACCUGACAGUACGAGAUCGAUAUCGAAGACCCUCCCUUGCCCCCAGUGCGCGAGGUCACGGAUGCGGCCGACCCAACCCCGUUCGAGGCAAAGUCGUACAUGGCCCCCAAGCCCUACAACGAGUCCGAGCGUCAAGCCGUUGUCGACAAGCUCGAUCUGUUCGCAACCAAGAACAAGCAAGCGAACGCCUCCACGUCGACGCUGGCCAUUUCGAUGCCGGCAUCGACCUCCACUUCGGCCACCAACUCUCGCCCUGUUUCCGCCGGCCCGGACUCGCUGCUCCGUCGACACUCGUACGGCAACACCUCCGUCACUUCCGCUGCGACGAGCUUCAUGCCCCCAGACAUCGAGAGUGAAUCCGCUGCUGCUGUCACUUCGCUCCAAAACUAUCCCGCGUUCCGCGACAUCGUUCAAAGGUGCCAAAAGCUCUUCGGCGUUCGCGUGGGCAUGCUCACCGUCCUGGACGAAGAGCAGCAGCUUUUCCUCGCCACGGGCGGUCUGCCUGAAGCUGUCGAACAAGGUGGCGCCCUCCCACGUGCCGUUACGUUCUGCUCUCAUGCGAUCCUCAACGAAGAGCGCGGUAUGGUGGUUCUCGAUUCACUCAAUGACUGGAGGUGAGUUUGAAUAAAGACGAAGAGGGAUCGAUACCAUUUUCGAUCGAAGCUGACCCCACACAUUCACCGAUGUCUAGGUUCGCCAACUCGCUCCCGACGUCAGCCCUGGGAGCCCGUUUCUAUGCCGGUGUCCCUCUUCUCGCGCCCACUUUCGGCGACCCAGAUGCACCAAACGUCGCUAUCGGCACGCUCUGCGCUGUCGACGAUCGACCUCGCGCCGAUUUCAGCGAAAAUGAACGCGCCGAGCUGCAGAAGCUCGCCGUCGAGGCGUCGACGCACAUCGAGACGUGGGUCAACGAGCGAAUGGGCAUGAAGCUUACCCGACUCAAGAGCUCGUUUGCGCGAUCGACUGCGACGUUGCCCGCCCCGGCCGAAGUCGAGGCCGAAGGCGAGACCCCCGUCGAGACUGCUCCGGAACCCGAGGCAGGAGAGCCCGCAGUCGCACGACAGGUCGAAACGGAGGCGCAAGUCACGCCCGAGUCUGAGUCGGAGAUCGCGUUCGAGGACGCAUUGGCUGAACCGUCGAUACCCGUCGAGCAAGCCCGUUUCGAAAACUCUGCCCCUAACUUUGCUCCUGCCGAACCUGCCCACCUUGCUGCUCCUGCGCGUCUUGUCGCCCGACCUCCUCGUGCCGAGCAUCGACCCCGACCCACUGCAGUUUUCCAAUCCUCACCCCAGGUCUCGUUGCCGCUUACCCCUCCCGAUUCGCUCAAGGGGUCGCGCAACCACGGAUACACUCAUGCACACGCUCGCAAGGGAUCCGACUCGUCCUCGAGCAUGUCUUCGUUCACGUCGGACCGCCCCGUCGCUCGCCGUCCGUCCGGCUUCAACACGCUCUCGCUUGCCGUGACGAGCGAAGAUCCCGUCACUGCCGUGCCCAAGGACCUGCAGAAGGUCUUUGACCAGGCGACUCGUAUGCUCGCCAAGGCCCUGGCGCUCGACCUCGUGUAUUUGGUCUCACUCGACGUGGCGGCGCUCAACUCGGGCACCAACACGCAUUCUGCGCUGCGCGUCCUGUCCGCAUACGGAAUGCCUUCGCCCCCACCCACCUUCGACCCUGCAUUGCACCUCAAGGCCCUGCGUGCCCCCGAAGGUGGUAUGCUGUACUCAAACCCUCGCUACUCGCCCGAAGACGCUGGACCGGGCUACAGUGGAGGUCUCCUCAUCCCCGUGCUGGAAGUUCGACGCACUGGUUACGUCUUGUCGGGUUACAGCAAGGACGCGACGCGUAACUUUGAGCAAAAGGACUUGACCUACUUUGUCAGGUUCUCGGAGCAGCUCGAGACGUACGUCACCAAGUUGGGUCGCGUGAGUGGGUCGCAGAUCGCUGUUGGCUUGUGA